Fukomys damarensis (Damara mole-rat) is the source of this 1204-nucleotide messenger RNA. It is a transcript of the gene Chad, whose product is annotated as chondroadherin. Lineage: Eukaryota; Metazoa; Chordata; Mammalia; Rodentia; Bathyergidae. The transcript is spliced from 4 exons. Gene Ontology annotation, cellular component: plasma membrane. Gene Ontology annotation, molecular function: protein binding. The record is from RefSeq and is a predicted model, not a curated record. The annotation marks the transcript as partial.
GGCAUCGGCCUCCUGGCCGGCCUGCUGCCGGCACUGGCCGCCUGCCCCCAGAACUGCCACUGCCACGGUGACCUGCAGCACGUCAUCUGUGACAAGGUGGGGCUGCAGAAGAUCCCCAAGGUGUCGGAGAAGACCAAGCUGCUCAACCUACAGCGCAACAACUUCCCAGUGUUGGCUGCCAGCUCGUUCCGUGCCAUGCCUAACCUGGUGUCGCUGCACCUGCAGCACUGCCAGAUCCGCGAGGUGGCCGCUGGCGCCUUCCGGGGUCUCAAGCAGCUCAUCUACCUGUACCUGUCCCACAACGACAUCCGCACGCUGCGCGCCGGCGCCUUCGACGACCUGACAGAGCUCACCUACCUCUACCUGGACCACAACAAAGUGACCGAGCUGCCCCGGGGGCUGCUGUCCCCUCUGGUGAACCUCUUCAUCCUGCAGCUCAGCAACAACAAGAUCCGAGAGCUGCGGGCAGGCGCCUUCCAGGGAGCCAAGGACCUGCGCUGGCUCUACCUGUCGGAAAAUGGGCUCAGCUCCCUGCAGCCCGGCGCCCUGGACGAUGUGGAGAACCUGGCCAAGUUCUACCUGGACAGGAAUCAGCUGUCCAGCUACCCGGCUGCCGCCCUGAGCAAGCUGCGCGUGGUGGAGGAGCUGAAGCUGUCACACAACCCGCUAAAAAGCAUUCCUGACAGCGCCUUCCAGUCCUUUGGCCGCUACCUGGAGACCCUGUGGCUGGACAACACCAGCCUGGAGAAGUUCUCGGACAGUGCCUUCCUGGGUGUGACCACGCUGAAACACGUCCAUCUGGAGAACAACCGCCUGAACCAGCUGCCGCCCAGCUUCCCCUUUGACAACCUGGAGGCCCUCACCCUCACCAGCAACCCCUGGAAGUGUACUUGCCAGCUCCGGGGCCUUCGGCGGUGGCUGGAGGCCAAGACUUCUCGCCCGGAUGCCACCUGUGCGUCACCCGCCAAGUUCAGGGGCCAGCACAUCCGUGACACAGAUGCCUUCCGCAGCUGCAAGUCCCCCACCAAGAGGUCCAAGAAAGCUGGUCGCCAUUGAACAGGUCCCGACCUGGCCAGUCCUGGUGACCGGCCUCUGCCUUCCGCCGGAGAAACUACUGACCUCCCACCAUCACCCACACCUUCUCCCACGGCCUCUGCCUCCUACAUCCCGGCAGGCCGCCCGCCGGGCCCGGGGAGGAUACAGA